This is a messenger RNA of Pseudo-nitzschia multistriata, 1245 nucleotides long. NCBI's taxonomy places the organism in Eukaryota, Bacillariophyta, Bacillariophyceae, Bacillariales, Bacillariaceae. The record is from the annotation of a GenBank genome assembly.
AGCCUUGCAAAAAGCACCGAAACUUCGAAACGAAGAGCAGAUGUCUCCCUUCCAUCAGGGCCGUCGGCACAGCCAGAAUUCCAGAGACCCGACCCGGCAUUGCCACACGGGAGGAGGUUGUUGUUGCAUUGCGUAGCGUUGCAUUGCGUUCCCUGCUGCAGUUUUGCAGACCGUGCACACAAACACAACACAAACACAACACAACACAACACACUCACGCCAUGAUUCGCCGCACGCGGGCGCUGAUGUCCGGGUUGCCACCGCCGGGAGCUGCCGGGACCGCUGCCCGGACCAAAACCCCCAAACCGCGGACGGUGGUGAGAGAUCCGAGAACCGCCCGCAAGGCGAAGGGCGGCCACCCGGUGGUUCCGGUGGCGAGCGAGACCGAGCGGCAAUGGCAGCAACAGCAACAGCAACAGCAACAGCAACAACAAUUCCAGCUGCAACAACGACAAGAACAGGCACAACCACAACCAAGCCCCCCACCGCUUCCCUUUCGGCCGACCGACCAGAACCAGGAAUCGGUCGGAUCGAGCCUGGUUUCGUACGGGCUCGCGGGGGUGGGAGUGGCCAUGGGCGUGACACUUGUGCGCGUUUUGCUCGGGGCAUAGCAAACCACACCAAACCGCAGCACAAAUCAACGCAACACAAUUUAGUUUCGGUGGAUGGCGGUGUGGCAACCGGGAAAUGCAACGGUGGAGGGGCUGGAGGCUUGUGUUGGGUCGUCUUGUGUUGCUUUGCUUUGGGUUGCUUGCUUCGUGCAACGCAUGCUACCGAGCCGAUCCGACGAAAGCAACCCGCAAGGAUCCACCAACGAGCGGAUCGGAUCGGAAUCGGAUCGGCGCACGGAACAGAACGAACGGUACGCAGUAGCUGCUGCUACACCGAAUCGGAUUGGGUUGGGUUGGGUUGGAUUUGGCUGGGUUGCCAGAGUGGAUUUUUUGGAUCCGCCGCAUCGAUGCGGCAUGGUUGGCUCUUAUCCUGCUUCCGGGAACGAACGAACGAACAAACAAUUUGGAGUGCCGGUGGCAACCAUUCGACGAACGACACAGAGUGCGCAACUGCUCUUGCAACAGCAUUGUUGUCCUGCUGCCAUCUCUCGAUAGCUGUUGCUGGCUGGGACCGGGACGGCUGCUCAACAGCAUGGUCAUUGCGGUAUCGAUUGCUGCAGUGCGGUUCCAGCCAUGAACUACCAACGCGGUUGUAUUUGCUGGUGCUGCUAGUAGCAUGAUUAUAAUGCUACUG